Molecule: messenger RNA, 3165 nt
Organism: Loa loa (African eye worm)
Lineage: Eukaryota; Metazoa; Nematoda; Chromadorea; Rhabditida; Onchocercidae
Exons: 22
Coding region: 1-3165 (1054 amino acids)
Cellular component (GO): cytoskeleton
Source: RefSeq, a predicted model, not a curated record
AUGAGUUUUGCAGAUAGAAUUACGCUAAUAACACAGUUUCAGUUGGAGGAGCAGAAUGAACGUUUGCGGUUGCAAAAUCUGAAGUGCGCUGCUCAGCUACAAGUGCUAAAAUCGUGUGCCGAUCGAGCAAAACAUUGGCAAACUUCUGCUCUCUUCUCCAAUUCUGUGACGGGAGCAAUAUCUUUGACAAUGAUGGACCGAACAUCGGAUGACAGCGGUUUGACAUCUGAUGAUACAGGGGAGAAAAAGGUAGACCAAAUGAUGAUGACGCAAUCAGCUUCUGCUCUCGUUCGUACGCACAGUUCAUCGCAAGGAAGAGAAAAUCAAGGCGCUGAAGCAUCAUCAACUACCGAUUCUUCACCACGUGAAGAGAAAUUGAAACCAGUACCAACUCCACGGAAAACAAAGUCUGCAAAGCCGCCCGAUCCAGUAACCAUUGAAAGGGAUAGUUUGAAUUCGUAUGACGAGGAAAAUGAUUAUGGGGAAGAUGAUGAAUUUUUCGAUGAAAUCGAAUAUUCGGCGUCUCCUGAAAAGGAUGCUGCCGACUAUGUAAAUCUGAACGAACUUUUUCUGUUAGGAUCAAAUACUUACAGUACAAUGAUGCAUCAUCCCCCUGCCUUACCACUGCACAAGCCGCCAAGUCAUUGGGAGACCAAAUUAUAUCAAAUAGCAGAGCGCUGCCUUAGUACAGUGAUAAAUGAAGAUCAGUUGGCUCAAUGCAGUGAUACCUUGAAUAGAAAUAUGAGUGAUAAUACAAGUGACUUGUGCUCCUCUCCUUCACGUGGUUCCGGUGAGAGCUCAAGAUCAUCAAAUCAGCAUAAAAGCCGCAUUGAUUUCACAAGUAUCAAGGAAGGGGAUUAUGCAAUACCACCAGAUGCAAGUCAGGAUAUCAGAGCAACUUUGAUCAAUUCUACUGAGCCUCUAGAAAAAUGUGGUUAUUUGAUACAGAUGACUGAUAGUAGACUCAAGUCGCUGAAAAGGCGUUAUUUUGUGUUCAGGAAUGGCUUUCUUACUUUAUAUAGAACGCAGAAAAAUCAUUUAAAAGGGGAGGAACCACUGAUUAGAAUUGCAGUGUCCGAUAUUCGUUCCGUCACAAAGCUGGUCAACAAAAUGGGUUACGGUUUGCAGAUAACGACUGCAAAUAGUGAAUUCUGUUAUGCAGCUGAAUCAGAUCGUGCUACAAAUGAAUGGAUUGCUCUUCUGACGCGUAGUUUACAUACUGCAACUCUUUCUGAAGUUAGUCAGCGUGCCACGGGGCUUAACGCUGACAUUAAUGGCUACGUCUUAAAGGCGAAAUGUGGUAGUGCGAAACGUUUUUUCGCAUCUGUAGUAGAUAAUAAAUUACUGUUUUUCAAGAGUUCUGAUGAUCGGGUUCCUUGUUCCCAUAUGUAUCUACGAGGUGCACAUAUCUGUGAAAAAAUCAAAACUGCUGCUGAUGAAUCGGGUGGAAGUUCUGAUGAACAAAAUGAAAAUUAUGCGAAAGAGUUCGGUCACACUAUCUCGAUCGAGAUUGCAAACGUCGACCCAGUUUACAUUGUUUUGCGAAGUGCUGAAGAAAAGGAUAAAUGGAUCUAUUUUUUGAAAAAGGCCGCUAAUGAUGCGACAUUCAGUGGAGCUGCUUUCGAGGUACUCAUACAAAGGAUGAUGACGCAAAAUGUAGAUGACGAGAAUUUAUUGUGGAAUGAUGUACUUUUGACAGCGUGUGAAGAAAAGCCGAAGGAAACAUUAACAACAAUAUUAGAUGAAACACUCAGAAAGAAAGCACUAGAACUUGGUCGAGCAUGCUUCAUGUUUACUUCGGUGCUAAUGAGACCAACAGGAGUUCAGUAUCAUAUUGAUCUAGCGCAAAACAUUCUUACUACAGCGAUGUCCAGUGAUUUACUCAAAAAUGAACUUUAUGCUAACUUGAUAAAGCUUACGUCCGGUUCGAUGUCAUAUGGGAUUCAGGCUUGGAAAUUAAUGGCUUUAACGACACCGUUAUUCACACCGCGGCAGUAUUCGCUUUUGUGGUUGCUUCGUCGACAUAUCGAAAGAUGGAGUGGAAAAAGAUGUGAUGAAGGUAAUUUUGCAUUGUAUUGUUUGCAUGCUUUCAAUCGUUGUUUGAAAGCACGUGGACGAACAGAAGGACCGAGUAAACUUGAGGCAAUCUCCAUAUUAACCAGGGAUCCAACUUCAACUAAUAUGCCGCAUAGUAUCCCAGUACUGCUACCAACCAAUGAAUAUCAGGUUAUCGAUUUUGAUGGUUCCACGCUUAUUGGUGAUUGUUUGUCAACUUUAUGUAUGAAGUGUGGUUUACGACCACCGCUUCUGAGUGGUUACGCUUUGUACGUGGAAGAUCCGUUGGAGCGGAAUUCUUAUCUUCUUCUAAAAGGCAAACAGAAAUUGUGUGACUGUAUAUCACGUUGGGAACGUGAACUGAUGGACAAUAAAUGUGGACGAGUCACUGAAGACGUUGCUCGGAUAAAAUUAUCUAUUCGACAGAGACAAUAUUGGAGUCAUCUGGUCUCUUCGGAAACACCGACAGAGCGCAUAUUUUUGGUGCACCGGAUGGCUAGUGAAAUUGUUGCUGGAAGAAUACCGUUGAGCAGCGAAUUAGCGGAGGAACUAACAGCUGUUUAUGCACAACUCAAGUUUGGAGACAUGGGAACAAUAUCCGAUGAACAGUUCCGUGAAAUUAUAACCUCUUACUAUCCCUCAAAGCUUCUCGAUGUUGUCUGUGAAAGACUGUUAAGAUUAAAUCUCGAAAUGAACUGGUCGCAGCUACGUGGUACUUCGACAGCAGAUUGUAUUCGCAUGAUACUAGUUGUUUUGCGGAAGUGGCGCUUUUUCGGAUCAUUUAUUACGGAAGCACGAAUGAGGAUGCGUAACGACGAAAGUUUGUUCAUUGCCCUCAAUGACCAAGGCGUCCAUUUGCUCACUUUUCGUCAGCUUGAUCUCAUAAGAAGUAUUCCUUACCAUCGACUGGUCUCAUUCGGUGGUUAUCGUAAUGACUUUAUGCUCACCAUUGAGAGAGUACUCCCGCCUCAAGCACAUCCUGAAGAAACGGCUCGAGAAAGAUUGACUUUUUCAAUGCCUGCAAGAAAUAUUGACCAGCUCACGUGUCAUUUGGCGGAAUAUAUCCGGUGUCAGAAAUUAAUUUGGAAGCUUUCGAUACGAAGCUCAUAA